Larimichthys crocea (large yellow croaker) is the source of this 3592-nucleotide messenger RNA. It is a transcript of the gene mis18bp1, whose product is annotated as MIS18 binding protein 1. The transcript has 16 exons. Lineage: Eukaryota; Metazoa; Chordata; Actinopteri; Sciaenidae. Gene Ontology annotation, cellular component: chromosome, centromeric region. The record is from RefSeq and is a predicted model, not a curated record. The coding region runs from base 150 to 3356 and encodes 1068 amino acids.
GGACGUGACGUAUGCGUUUUGUUCGUACGUCACUCGCUUCCAGCCAAACGCGGCAGUGAUGGGAGAUUUGAAAUUUGCGGGCUAGCUGCUAGCUGCUAGCGUCUCUGAAGUUUAUUAACUAGUUUUAUUUAUCUCGUUUUUUAAAAAAAAUGGCUUCGUAUCAUCAUUUAUACGCCGCGCCGCGCUUUGAAUCUCCCGCCAAAGUGUUUGCUAAGCUCAAAUCCAAGGUGCAGAGAGAAGAGUUGUGCAGCGUCAGAGAGAGACAUGGAGCAGAGCUCAGGACGCCCAGGAAGAAAUCCGAGAGCACCUGGACCGACGAAGCGCAGGCUUUGACCCUGUCACCCAUCUCGAGUCCGCAGAAAACUUUCGGGUAUGCAGACAUCAGCAGCACGCAGAGGCAGAGAAAAGGAGCCUUCCUGGAGUCCACUGCUGUGUCUCAGCUUUCGUUUUUAGUCAACAGAAAGCAGAUCCACACAGAUCCACCUCAGUUCAGAGACAUGGGUAAAUUCAACGCGAGCAGCAGGACUCCAGUAAAGAUACAACCAGUAAACAAUGACAGUGUGGGGGAAGAGUUUGGGGAGGCGUCUCCAGCCUUUAGGUUUUCCCCCAUAAAAAAGAAGCUGAGGAAGAGGAAAUGUGAGCCGCUGGAGGUUAACAUGGUCAGCAGCAGCACGAAGGAGUUCAGCAAUGAAGCCACAAGUCAGGCACGAGAGAUGGAAACCUCCAGUGCCUUCAGAGAGGAUGACACCCACAUCGAGGCUUGCAUGGAGGACUUGGGUCCUGUCAGAGGAUUCACUGCUGAGCCGUCAGAGAUGAACCCACCACCGAGAUCCAUAGCAAUGAAACAUUGUCGUCUUAUCAUGGAAAGACUUCCUCUGAUGUCUCCAGCCAAGAUGUUUGCGUACAUGAAGGAGAGGGAAAAUAAAUCGGAGCAGCAGGACGUUCAAAAAGUCAGCAGCAGCACGAGGGAUCUCUUUGGUGAUGAUGUCAAUCCAUACAGAGACACGCCUCCCUCCACAGAUCACAGUACAGGUGAGACAGAGGAUGUCACACCAAGCGUUUCGCAGAGUGUGGGUCCUGCCACCCAGUCCGGAGUAGAUUCAGCUGACAGUCAGUCGUACACGGAUCCCUCUGAGGACACCCUGAUCCCUGCUGUGCAGGCACAGCCUAUUUUGCUGGAAGACCCGCUUGUACUCAAUUCGCCACGGGUCUCUAUACCAAAGAAAAACGAUGCUGUGUUCAAGCGUAACAAAUGGCCCCAGCGCAAAUUCCCAAGUGAGAGUGUGGUUUAUCUCAAAAAGUGGUUCCUGAGGAGGGGUCCUACAGGCCUGUUUGUUGAUGGAAUCCACCGGGAGGACAACAUACCAUGGAACAGUAACAUCAUCGUGGAAAGGUUUUCUAAUUACGUGUUGAAGACCGUUACCGGCAAGGUUUACAUCCUCGUUGGCAAGAUGAACUUGGGUGUUGACUCCGGCUUGCCCAAGUGGUUUCUGAAGAAGUUUGUUAAUGGCUUUCCUCCAAACUGGAAGGAACUUUAUGAGAAGUUUCUGUCAGAGUCAAGAGAAGGCCAGGGCAGAGAAACAAAGAUGAACAGUGAAGCGAAAGACAUCAAGGCAAAGACAAAAUCUGAAGCGUCCUCCAUGAACAUUUCUAUGAAGCGACACAACCAAAAGACUUUUAUGACACCUGAUUUUUGUCCUCCUCCCUCCUUGUCCUCUGCGAAAGUAUCUCGAAGCGGUCGUGUCAUCAAGCCACCUCUGGAGUACUGGAAAGGAGGGAGAGUCACUCUGGACGCAGACAUGAAUGUUACAGUCCACGAAAGUUACGAUACCACCAUCUGCAACCCUGAGGUCACGACACAAGUGUCUGCGAGGGCUUCACAGAAACCUGCCCGUGUGUUCCUGCCCUGCAGCGAAGGCCGUAAACAGUGUGAACCAUCCAGUGACGAACAGGCAUCAGCACCAGUGAGGAAGGUCAAGGCUCCAGUCCACAAACGCAACAGAGUCAAGGCUAAGCCUGACGAUAAGCCGACCUAUUCACCUGAGCCUACUGUGGAGACACUUAGUAGCCCUGAAGAGUGGUCUGACAGAAGGACAAGGUCCAGGCAAAGGUGUCCAGGUCCAGAGAGAACAUUUUAUGUGGAUACUGCCCCUCAAAAGCAAAACAAACCUGAGAAAUCUUCAACACAGAGGUCAAAAAAACAGACACACGACACCACAAGGCCUUCAGCGAGAGUCUCACGGAGCAAACGGGCCAUCACAUCAUCCCCAGAAUCUCCCUCUGUUAAUGAUAAAAUAUCAGAACAGCUGUCAUCAGAUGAGGACUUUUCCAUUGUGAGAAAGACGCAGGGCAAAAGUUUGCACAGGAAGAGAGGUGAAAAGUCACAGCCAAAACACAAGUCUCCUCCAAGUGAGUCAGAGGGGAGCGGGAAGGAACUGAGGAUGCAGAGUAGAAGAACAAAAAACGGAGAUGCUGCAAAAACACAAACAAAACAUACAGAGGGCAAAUGUGCCAAGACAUCACAACCUGAAAAGCCUAAGCCUAAGUCAAAAUCCAGCAAGAAACACAAGGCAGACAAAGACAAGAACAAGCUGAUUCCACAAGAACAAGCUGAGGACAAGUGGACAGAGACAGAGCUUGUGAAGCUACAAGAGGCUGUGUCCUUCUAUCCUAAGAAUAUAGCAGGUUACUGGGCAAAGGUGGCGAUGGUUGUUGGAACACGUUCUGCAGAAGAGUGCCACAACCAGCACACAGCUCAGGGAAGCUCCGAGGCUCCGACCACAAAAGCCAAGAAACCCAAAAAGAACAAGGUGGAAGCACCGAAAAACACAGUUACAGAUCAUCCUGUCAUAUCUGCCCGAGUGGGGACUUUGAAGAGAAAGCAGCAGGUGCGUGAGUUCCUGGAGACCAUGCCCAAAGAAAACGUUGAUGACGUUUUCAGCUCCGCGUACAUGCAAAACAAACGAUUUGAGAUUCCCUCCAUGUGUCCGAGCGAAGACCAAGACUUCUCACUGUCCGACAUGGAGCCCCUGACUCCCAUGUCGACACGUUUCCCUGAAAUCAAGACUCCUCAGUGUCUGCAUAUCACUCCCGGCAUGAUGGGCUCUCCCAACAGGAGCAACAACGACAAGUACGUCUAUCAACUCCAGAAGCGGAUGAAAAAAAAACAGUUUAACGCCUGCAAACAGGCGUCUACUUCAAAGAACUUCUCACCCACGCCAUCAGUUAAACGAACAAUGCAAAGAUGUGUGAACACCGAAAACGACGCCUUCGUUGUUUGGGAGAUGUUCCCUGGAAAAGAUGGAGCGCUGUCUGAAAGCGGAGAGGAGGACUUCUACUUCUCAGACAAUGACUGAUUGGAGUUUAAACAUUUAUAUAUGGAUGUUUUCUUUUUUCUUAAAAAAAAAAAUCAUUAUUCAUAUAAAUUGAAGUCAAGUACCUUGUUUAGCUCGUCAAAUCUGAACAAUAAAAUGUUUUGUUGUGCUUUCCUGUCCUUCACGUGUUAGAGAUUCUGUUAUUUUAUGUGUAAAAGCCAGUUUUGAUCUCAUGUGGUAUGUGAUAGUAAUUGCUAUUGUAAUUACUGUAAUUGUUU